AUGUACGAGACAAGUCCUACUAUGGAGCAAGCGCAGCACUGGCCCAUGCAGCAACCCUUACCCACGCCAAUCGACCAGUCAAGCCAUAACGAGCAGGAUAUCUAUGAUGACCAAGAGCUCAUCGUGGACACCGCGAGCCUUCCUCAAUUGGACACUAUCGAAGCAGACCCAGGCAUUGAAGAUGCUGUUCACGAGGAUGAGGCAAUCCCAGUCGACAACCACCCAACUGUUCAGUCCUCAGCGACUGAGAACACCACAUCGCUCAGUCCAUCUGCCUCCACAGAGAUUGGCCCAAGCGAGCCUCUUGCCCAUGAGGUUGGUAUGCUGUCACUGGCCAACUCCAAGGAGUCCAAAUAUCUCGGCCCUUCUUCGGGCGUACCCUUUGCGCGCCUCAUCUUCUCAGCCAUACCUCAAUCUCAAGGCUUGUCAGUGAGCUGGUCAGCCCCAGAAGGAGGGACAGUGGCGCGGAAACCUUCGCCUGCCCAUCAUCCCUUUCCACCUCAUUGGACGUCUGAAGUCGACUUGCAGCAUUUUGCAGACGCAUACUUCCAAACUCUCCAUCCCCUAUACCCAUUCCUUGAUGAGGAUAGUAUCUCUGACAACCUAGAUUGUCUUUACACAACUCAAAAGGCAGGGUCUAUGCAAAUGCCUCCUCUAGCAGAGGUUGAAGCCUCGCUAUCCCCGUUCCAUUCAGUUCAAGUAUUUCUUGUUCUCGCGUUGGGUGCUCGAAUCUUGGAGUCUCGGCUCUCCGUAGAGUUCUCAUCUGAGAGGUAUCUCGCCACAGCUAUGCAACGGAUUGGCACCCUGGCUUUGCAUGACAGCAUAGAAGGACUACAGAUCAUGCUCUUGCUAGCCUUGACCAGCUUCUACUUCGAAGAAGGGCCAAACGCAUGGUUCCUUGUGAUGAACAUCAUUGCGAGCUGCUUGGACUUGGGCUUCCAAAGACGUGGGGUUGACAUGCACCGUCAUUCCCCUUUAGCAAAGCCUAGCACUGCUCAUAUUCGUCUCAACCUGAGGCGAGGCAUCUUCUGGUCUGCUUACUCACUAGAGAGAACAUUAUCAGUCGUCCUUGGACGUCCUUUGACCCUUCGAGACGAGGCUAUUGAUAUAGAGUUUCCUGGCCAUGUAGGUCGUCCUGGAGAUCAUGCAGGGGACUCUGUCGGCAGCAGUGCGUUGACACCAGAGAGCGCUCGCUCUCCGCACCACUCAACAAAACGGGCAAGGGUCAUGGUCAACCCGUAUGCAGCUGCACAGUACUCUUUCAAAUUCGACCAAAUUACGGCUGAAAUCAAGCUGAUGAUAUACCGUGUCGUCAAUCUGCCGAACAGGUUCCCGUGGCCUACGGACUUCGACACCUGGCAGCCGGAUGUCCGCAAGCGCUGCGACGCACUACUUGAAGGGCUCAAAGCUGAGUUUCGUCGGGGCUUUCGGCGAAGUACUUCGGAUGGUGUCGUACAAAAUCUCGAGCUGAAGUACCAUCACUGCAUCAUGCUUCUCUACCGUCCGUCACCCGCCAUCACCAGGCCAAGUUUCGACUGCUGGAAGAUUUGCUACGAAAGCGCCGUCGCCACGAUACUGAUCAACUCCGAGCUACACCGGUUCUCGAAACUCUCAAACAGUUGGUUGACAGCACAUACGGUCUUCGUAAGCGGUAUCACUUUUCUUUACUGCUUAUGGGUGGUGCCGAAGAUCAAGCAAGAGACGUCGCUGGUGGCAUUCAAGAGCAACGCAGAUGCGUGCAGCAACCUCUUGAAGUACCUCGCCAAGACAUGGAGUGUGGCUGCCGAUGCUGUGUUGAAGUAUGAGAGGCUUGUUCAUCUGACGACGGAGUCAUGGAAAGCUGCAGCGAACCGACCGCCUAGUGCAGAAGUCGCGGCUGGCCAGUCUCUCGUGUCAAUGGCACAGGGACAGGAGACGGAAGCCAGCGAGAUCACGUCUGCACCGGUCAUGGACCCAAGCCUCUAUACGAUGGAUGCAAACAUGGGCAUGGGAGGAGAAUUUGAGGCUGACUCAUUUUUCAAUGAGCUGGGUGAUAUGAGCUCAUGGUUUGACCUUAAUUGGCUUUUGGACGCCAGUGCUGGAUUUAGUUCUACAGAUGAUCCAGCAGGUCCAGCAUUGUUUUGA
Molecule: messenger RNA, 2124 nt
Organism: Colletotrichum siamense
Lineage: Eukaryota; Fungi; Ascomycota; Sordariomycetes; Glomerellales; Glomerellaceae
Gene: uaY-2
Product: Positive regulator of purine utilization
Exons: 1
Coding region: 1-2124 (707 amino acids)
Biological process (GO): DNA-templated transcription; positive regulation of transcription by RNA polymerase II
Molecular function (GO): zinc ion binding; sequence-specific DNA binding; DNA-binding transcription factor activity, RNA polymerase II-specific
Source: RefSeq, a predicted model, not a curated record